AACGUUGGUUUCAUUGACCAACAGAGAAAUACUAUUGCAACCAAAAAUAAAGCACACACUUUCACUAACCUUUUCAAAACCUUUUAAGAAAAGCCAUGCAGUUUGUUUCACAUCCAUGGAGAAUAAAUGUGUUAAAUUAUUAUUACAAAUGCAUCAGAAGACCAGAGAAAUAAUACAAUUCAUUGAGAGAAACCAUUCAUAAUUAUUAUUAGGCAUAAAAAGGCUGUAAAAAGCACAAGACGGAGAACUGAGAAUACAGAGAUUCAAGAAAUAGCAAAAUUUCAUUGAACUGAAUCAGUUCAGAGUGACUUUACUCUAAAUAUAGAGGUAACAUGACGUUCAACGGUAGUUUCAAAAUCCUCAUUACGAACCACUUCUGUGGAAAAUCGCCCUCCUCUUCACAGCUGCAGCAUGUGCUGCUUAACCACCGACGUCCAACACACUCAUUAUGAGCACUAGCUGCCACUCGACUACUAGUUCAUACUAAAAACCUGAUACAAUCCCUAUAGCUAACACAGAAUGGAGCAACUCAACAAACUCACGGCUCCUGCUACUGUUAAACUUAGGCAACUCCAAAAAAUGGUUCAAGAUAUAAAAAAGAAUGACGACAGCCUUUUCAACAGAUUAAAAAGGUUUCAGACCGAACAAACGGCUAAUAUUCUCAAAACCGGGAGAAGUACGCUGGACCGAAUAAAGAAGAAAGGACCUCCAAAAGUACCAGCAAGAGACUAUCAAGGCGAAGCUCCGGAUACUGAGAAGUACUCUGAUUCAGAUUUUGACAGUGACCCAUAUGAGGACCCACAGGGCGAGCAUGACGACAGCUAUGAGCCUCCACCGAGGUCAGAAGGUCACGGUGUGAAGCCCUUUACCGUCGGCCCGUCCAUUACAAACCCCAGAGGAGAGUAUGUGGACAGCUGUCGUGGUCGGCCGGCAAAACCAAACACUCCUUUCCAUCUGCAACAGAGGCACAAACCCCCGCGACCGACCCACCGCAGUCUGGCAGAGGAAGAUGAUGGCGAUUACAUUGAGCCAGAGGACGAAAUGGAUGAAGAUAAUUACAUUGACCCCACUGAGAAAACACUAACAAAGCCGGCGGUUAACAGAGGGGUCAAACCUUUUGUGCCUACUCGAGGAAACGGUCCGGAUUUCUAUGAGGUUCCUGACACGAAGGAGAAUUCACAGUCUAAGAAAAGAAGUAAUGCGACCCUUCAGCCGAACACGCAGAUGGUGCCCCCUAAAGCCAGUCCACGAAUGCACACCAGAAGGCCAAUAUUGACUUCAGAAAAAUCAGAGGACGAGUAUGAGGUGUGUGACGCAGAUGACAGUGUUAACGAAAGACCCGAGGAGACCACAGAUGCCCGGAGAACAUCAUUACCGACACCUCGACCUAGAGACCUGAAGAAACCAAAUCCUGCUUCAAUGCCGGUACACACUCAAUUAUCUUCAUGUCAUGAAUUAUUUCAAAUCAAAACAUUUUCUGAAAAUACUCAUCCAUUAUUGCAGAAACCAAGCAUUCCUCAAAGAGAGAGUGAAGUCUCAUCAACUAAAACCGCACCGCUAGCUAUAUCACGAAGCCCACCGGACACCAUGGUGAACCCAUCGCCAACAGGGUUCCAUCGAGCCAAGAUGCCUCUGCCUCGACAGCUUCCCUCCCAGAGCAGAGGGACGUUGCCUUCAGAGAGCAGAUCAGCUAGAGAUGCUGAGGAGGAAGCUGGUGUGUAUAAAAAGGUUUGGUAUGCCAGCAGCUGUGACCGCAAGACAGCAGAGGACGCUCUCAUACGCUCAGCUAAGGAUGGGUCUUUUCUGCUCAGGAAGAGCUCUGGUGUAGAUGCACAGCAGCCGUACACCCUGGUGGUGUUUUACAACAGCAGAGUUUACAACAUCCCUGUCCGCUACAUCGCUUCCAACAAACAAUAUGCUUUGGGGAAAGAAAAACAAGGAGAGGAGCGUUUCAGCAGCGUUUCUGACAUUAUUGAGAACCACCAGAAGAAUCCUCUAGUGCUGGUCGACUCGCAGAGCAACACCAAAGACUCCACCAAACUCAGGCAUGCAGUGAAGCCAUGAAACAACAAGAGCAUGAAUCUGAAUUUGCUGCAGCCUGACAAAUAUAACUGUACUGACAUUCAACUGUGUGACAGUUUCACAUCUUACCUUAAUAAUAGAUGAUGGAAACACAUCCACGCUUGCAAAGCUAGGUCUUGCUGCUACUUUUAUAACUUAUUUUACUAAAUGACAGGUAAUGGGCAGUUCGCACAGGACGCGCUCGUUCUUUCGAAAACAGCAGCGUAGCAGAAUGAAAACAACGCGCGCGCUAUUUUUUAUUUGACGCGGUGUGCAAGAACGCGAGACGCCGAAGCGGUGCAACGGUGAAAGAAGUCCGAGUUGCGCAUGUUUACACAGAGAAAUGAUUUAAAAAUACAGCAAAACAGGUUCUGUGCAAACCAUCCUGAAAAAGCAGAGAAAAGAGUGAUGUUAAGCCUAUAUGAAGAAGGUACAGUUGUACAGUUUAUGUUUGUGUUGUAUAAACAUUUUGUUUUACCAUGGUGUGUGCAGUGAAAAAUAAAUAUGAAACUUUUUACUUAA
Messenger RNA from Megalobrama amblycephala (Wuchang bream), 2583 nucleotides. It is a transcript of the gene blnk, whose product is annotated as B cell linker. The transcript is spliced from 22 exons. The record is from RefSeq and is a predicted model, not a curated record. Gene Ontology annotation, biological process: cell surface receptor protein tyrosine kinase signaling pathway; intracellular signal transduction. Lineage: Eukaryota; Metazoa; Chordata; Actinopteri; Cypriniformes; Xenocyprididae. The coding region runs from base 520 to 2064 and encodes 514 amino acids. Gene Ontology annotation, molecular function: protein binding.